This is a messenger RNA of Peromyscus maniculatus bairdii (prairie deer mouse), 2491 nucleotides long. RefSeq names its product chromosome 1 C19orf12 homolog (gene C1H19orf12). The record is from RefSeq and is a predicted model, not a curated record. NCBI's taxonomy places the organism in Eukaryota, Metazoa, Chordata, Mammalia, Rodentia, Cricetidae.
UCAGGGUUACAGUUCACAGUAUUGGGACAGCUCAGACCCCUGCUGCUGCAUCUUCUACCCAGGAAUCCGGGGGAAAGGCCCUACAGGUCACAGACCCAGCGCAAAGGGUGCUCAGAGAGGACCUUCCAGGAGCUACCCGGGUUCCUAGACAGGUCUGACAAGAUGCCCAUCUUGGUAGAUGACAUCAUGAAGCUUCUAUGCUCCAUUUCCCAAGAGAGGAAAAUGAAGGCGGCUGUCAAGCACUCUGGGAGGGGUGCCUUGGUUGCGGGGACAGUGGCCUUUGUCGGUGGUUUGGUUGGUGGCCCACCAGGAAUUGCUGUUGGGGGGACUGUUGGGGGCCUGUUAGGUGCCUGGAUGACGAGUGGACAGUUUAAGCCGGUUCCUCAGAUCUUAAUGGAGCUGCCCCCUGCUGAACAGCAGAAACUUGUUAACGAAGCCACGGCCAUCAUCAGGAGCUUGGACUGGACAGAUGCUGUACAGCUCACUGCUCUGGUCAUGAGCAACCAGGCCAUGCAGCAGAAGCUCUUGGCCAUGCUCACCACCUAUGUCACCAAGGAGCUGCAGGCCGAGAUCCGCUAUGAUGACUAGGCUACUCCCCAUGGGGGAUGGGCUUUCACUUGGAUGAUUCUAUGGCUCCCAGAAGGUGACCAGGGAAUGGAGGAUGCCUGGCAGGUACCUCUGCACAUCAUCAGCAUUGACUGUAUGCUGGAGUACAAGUACAUCCUGUUGGACUGUCCCCUGCUGAAGAGGCUUUGGCUAUGUGACAUGGGCUGUGUGUGUUAUGGAAAGGUACAGGCUGUUGGCAUCCACAAACAGCUUGGGAGUCCUCUUGAUCCUGUAGGUCUAAAACAAGUUCUCUUAUAUUUUUGGUUGUGAGCCUAGUCUUUAACGGCUGAGCCAUCUCUCCAGCCCAAGAAGUUCUCUUGUUGGCUGGCCAACUGUGCUGGAUGAUCCUCUUCCUAUGAAGGUACCUCUAAGUAUCUGUCACAGGAUUGGACCCCCUUAGGCUCUAGGGUCUUGGGGUUUAGAGCCAGCUCUUGCCAGGAUUGUGCUUACCUGCUGAGUGUUCCCCUUUUUCACCCAGGGACUUCCCAGUGGUCUCACAAUGAUAGUGGUUCCUACUUUGAGUGAAGCCACAGAUACCAGGCAGUCUCCAUACUCCACCAUUGUUUAUGCCCCAGGGUCUCUGGUUAAGCUUCUAGAGUCUUUUGACUUCUUAUGGAAAAUCAUGGCACUUAUUUAUCUUUUACUUUUAUUGUCAAUUCUGGACCCUUCUUAUUCUCUACACUUUUGUAGUCUAAGUUAAUUAAACUCCAUUUCUUACUAUGUUACCUGGGCUGGCCUUAGACUCUUGGGCUCAAGUGAUCUUGCCACAUAGCUGGGACUGUAGGCUUGUGCCAUCAUACCCAGCUUUACCUCAAAGACUGUUCUCCAUGCCACUUUAUCUGUUAGUUCUUCCAUGUUCUCUAUCCCAGCUCAGUUUCCUCUGGGCACUGGCUGCAGUCUACAAUUUACUUGUAUGAAAAGACAAAAUUAACAAUGAAUGCAGUUCAAAGAUCCUGGCUGAGCUAGGUGCUGUGAUGCACACACCCACAGUCCCAGAGAAGUGAAAGGCCAAAGCAAGAGCGUCAUUGAGCCCAGGAAUUCAAGACCAACCUGGACAACAUAGAGGAGGCCAGGAGAUAGAAGGUGGGGACAUACCUCACCACCUUACUUGGCCUUCAUUUGCAGUCACAGAAUGGAGAUGCAGUGAAUGUUCUGAUGUGCUAGAGAGAGGAGGCUGACAGAGGAGGCCAAGGGAAAGCAGAAACAAAAGCACUAAGGUUAAUUAACCCACGGGUAGGCAAGCACCUUAUCGCCCUGGAUGAAACUGUCUGUUUAGAGAUUUGGCUAGUCUUGCCUAGAUUUCCCCAAGUGACAAUGGCUCAAACCUGACAAGUAGCAGAAGCUGGUAUUUUUUUUUCUUGUGGUGCUGUGGAUGGAACCCAGGAUCUUGCAUAAGCUAGGUAAAUACCACCAGUGAGCCCUGCUCCCAGCUCUCCUGUGGUAGAGCCAAGGCAAGUGCUGUCUGUACUGCUAAGCCUGGUCCCAGCCCUUGAGGGGCUCAAUUUUGGUUUGGCCAAUUGGUCCUAGUGCUGGAGCUCAACCAAUGACAUCAUAUACAUUUUAUUAAACAUUUGAUACUUCUUUUUAUCCCCUAUUGGAGAUGUGCACUCAGGGAGGGAAGGAGUUGUGUGUCUUUUUUUUUUUUUUUUUUGGUUCUUUGAGACAGGGUUUCUCUGUGUAGCUUUGCACCUUUCCUGGAACUCACUCUGUAGCCAAGACUGGUCUCGGACUCACAGAGAUCCACCUGGCUCUGCCUUGCGAGUGCUGGGAAUAAGGGUGUGCACCAUCACAUGUCUUGAUCACCCCUCCAAUCUCCAGCUUGUUCCUGCUUGGGACCAUGGCUUUCAUGGGGUGGACCCUCAAUAAAUAUUUAUUUUUAAAGCUA